AUGGCACCGACGCAACUGCUCUCUGCCGCUUUCUGCGCCAUCGCCUCAGCCGCCACAGCCGUCGCAGUGCCGCCGGCCGCGCCUGCUCCUCCUUCCCCUCCGCCACCGCCGCCACCGCCAUCGCAGCUUAUGGAGGUGCUCUCCAUGUGCAUUGUCGUUACGGGCACAACUCAGUACCCCGACUGGCAAUCCAUCCACACAUACUUGAUGGCCGCGCUACUGGCAAAGCCAUACCCGUGCUUCAUACAGCUCACCUCUACCAACGGCUGCGACCUGCCCAACGAGCGGAACCAGACCAGCCGCGUGUGCACUACCAACGAGUGGGGUGGUGAAGCCUGCGACCCCGACGAUCUGGUCAGAAUCAUUCCGGGGUCUGCAGAGCUGGUUGCUUCACGCAGCGACGACAGCAACAGCAAGCGGCUGAUCGCCUCAGCAGGCAACGCCGUGUACUCUGUGACCGUCGUUGGUUUCUCCCACCAAGCUCCCGGCGAUUCCUCUUUUGCAGAACGGCUUUGCGACGCCUUUGUUGCAGGCUUCAUCGGAUUCCAAUCUCCCCUUAGCCUUGCCGCGAUGCAGGUCUUGGAUCCCGACUGGCGCGUUCACGCGCCCCCAUGGAGUGGGGAAGACAUUGCCUGGCUGCUCCUCUGGUUGUCACCAGUCUGGUUGCCAGCGCUUCUGCUCCCAGCCGUCGCCGCGAGGAGGGCGUUCAGACGUACAGCGGUGCUGUUGGAGUUGGAGAGCGCCUUGAGCGAGAUUGAGGUGGAGCAGAUGCGGAGCCGCUUUCACGAAAAGGAGGUGCGCAAGGCCGUCUGCGUGACGAAAUGGAUGGCACGCGCGCUGCUUCUGCUCGCCAUCGGUCUGGUCCCCUGGCUGCCUGCCUUCGCCCUCCUUCCCGCCGCACUGCCUCUCGCUCGAAGGAAGAUUAGCUGCGCCGCGUGGAUCACGUCCAGACCCUCACGUAAAUUCUGGCUCACGUUCACGAGCGCGGCCGGCUUUUCUUUCUUCGCUUGGCUCCUCGCGAGCUGGAGCCUGCUUGGGGUCGGCAGCGACCGCGAGCUGUACCGCGUCGGGCAUUACCGCGAUCCCCGCCCUCUGUUUGUUAGCGCAUGCCGUCAGCUCUUCAGCGCAUCCGACGACGACGGCUAUGAGUCGAUCGACGGAUGGUACUUCCCGUACCGCGGCAAGGUGUGCAGCGUCCUGAUGCACGCCAUUGAGCCGCAAAAUGUGCAGUACCUCGGCUUGACGCUGCUUGCACAGGGGUGCGUCAGCCUGCUCGUUGCUAUCCUCUCGCUGGCGUUGCUGCGCAAGGCUGCGGGGUCCAAGGCCUACCCGGGCUGGACCCGCCUUUCAUCUUCCUCCUCGUGGUGCGAUGCAAGCGUGGACGAGCUGUUGACCGUCACGGCGGAGCGACUCUCCGACCGCUUCGCCGGCGCUGCCAAGGAGCUCGUCGUAGGACAGCCGGAAGAGGCGGCAACAGGUCUAUACGGCAUCAUCGGCUACUCAGAGGCGUACCUUCACGAUCGGAUGAGGCAGGGCACCGCGGCAAUUAUCGAGGAGGCGGAGGCGCUCGGCGAUCCGGAGGUGCUCGAGAAUCUGCGCUUUCAGAACGGUUGGCGGCGCGAUUGUUGGCCGGACGGUUCCAGCCUCGGAGGGCGCGAGGGCAUGGUGCUCGCUGAUUUUGUGGCGCUGCCGGUGGCUCGCAGAGCGCGGCUGGAGGAGGCGCACGUGGUCGCGUUGCGGCUCUACUCGACCGCCGCCUUCCGCGCGCUCAAUGGACCGAUGCGCCAGCUCAAAGUGAGCAACUACCGCAAAGGAGAGGACGGACUCCCUCUCCCGCUCGAGCCCCCGCAGCUGGCCGCGCCGCACCCGCAGCCGGCGACAAUGGCCUUCAUCUACGAGGCGCUCAAGCGGAUGCGCGCCGUCGCUGCAGUGACGACGGCCGGCCUCGAUGGCAUGGAGCUGGAGGAGCUGGUGGAGAGUGGCGAGCUGAGCCUGGACACUUUGCGGCGGGCGCGCGUCAGCGGCGAUGGUCGAUUGGGCGAAACGGCCGUCGAGGAGUCGCCGGUGCCAGUGUCGGACUCUGGGGAAGCCGAGCGCGCUGCCGCCAACUGCGAAGAGCGCGCCAAACCAUGUGACGCAGGAGAGCCCGCUGCGCGUGGCGGUGGGACAGCAUUGCUAGCAGCCUUCCGGGCCCUCUGCUCUUCGAAGGCGGCGAAGCCGGCUAAGGCGGGGGAGGGACGUAUCCUCUGGCGCGGGAUGGGGGACAUGCGCGCCUCUUCCCGCUUCCUCGCGAUGGGCGGAACCGAGUUUGCUUGCUGCUCCACGACCUCGCGGCUCGAGGUCGCGGCGCGCUACGCGUCCGCCGCCGGCAAGCAGCGCGCCCUGCUUUUCCGGCUCAAAAGCUCGACGUUCAUGAACAUGGGCGUGGAUAUUUCGGAGUUCUCCGCCUUCCCGCACGAGAAGGAGUACCUCUACCCGCCCCUCACGUACAUGCACCCCUCCGGUGUGACCCACAGGCUAGUGCGCAACGGAGUGACCUUCGACGUCGUGGAGGUUGAGCCGUCCUUCCCUAGCUAG
This is a messenger RNA of Emiliania huxleyi CCMP1516, 2577 nucleotides long. RefSeq lists its product as hypothetical. Lineage: Eukaryota; Haptophyta; Isochrysidales; Noelaerhabdaceae. Bases 1 to 2577 code for a protein of 858 amino acids. The record is from RefSeq and is a predicted model, not a curated record. The transcript is spliced from 3 exons.